Molecule: messenger RNA, 567 nt
Organism: Aspergillus fumigatus Af293
Lineage: Eukaryota; Fungi; Ascomycota; Eurotiomycetes; Eurotiales; Aspergillaceae
Product: putative short-chain dehydrogenase/reductase family protein
Source: RefSeq, a predicted model, not a curated record
AUGACGGAAAUCUCCUACAGAAGGCCACAUUCAUUCCAGAGAACAUCAGCCAUCGUCACCGGCACAUCCGUAGAAAUGGGCUUCCUCUACUCUCAACUUUUCGUCACCCCAGCCUAUCCCACCCACUCCUUCAAAGACCAAACCAUCAUCGUCACCGGCUCCAACGUCGGCCUCGGCCUCGAAGCAGCACGGCACUUCGUCCGGCUCAAUGCCGCAACCGUGAUCCUCGCUGUGCGCAACCGCCCCGCCGGCGAAGCCGCCAAAGCGUCCAUCCAGGCCUCCCAUCCCGACUCCGCCACCUCCGUCGAAGUAUGGGACUUGGACCUCGCGUCCUACGCGUCCGUCCUCGCCUUCGCCGAGAAAGUCUCCAGUCUCCCCAGACUCGACGUGCUGCUCUGCAACGCCUCCAUCUCAACGUCAUCCUUCCAGCUAGCCGAGGCCCACGAGCGAACCCUCACCGUCAAUGUGAUCAGCACCGUUCUGCUGGGUCUUCUCGUCCUCCCGGCCCUCCGCCGAAGCGCAGCGAGGAGGGGAAACAGGUGCAGGCGAAGGUUUGGGGGGAGUUGA